Papaver somniferum (opium poppy) is the source of this 5238-nucleotide messenger RNA. RefSeq names its product pleiotropic drug resistance protein 2-like. Lineage: Eukaryota; Viridiplantae; Streptophyta; Magnoliopsida; Ranunculales; Papaveraceae. Gene Ontology annotation, molecular function: ABC-type transporter activity; ATP hydrolysis activity; ATP binding. Gene Ontology annotation, cellular component: membrane. The coding region runs from base 640 to 4950 and encodes 1436 amino acids. The transcript is spliced from 20 exons. The record is from RefSeq and is a predicted model, not a curated record.
UUCCGUCUCACCGAGGAGGUCGGAGCUCGUACCCUUGUAGUAGCCAAAACAUCCUAAUUCUUGAAUGAGAGGAUCUAGGAGUAGUCUACGGACCACUAUCCUAUGCUAUGCUAUAAAACAAAAAUGAGGCUAAACCCUUAUUAGCAAAAAGAAAAUAACCACCGUACAAUGCAUUACCAGCUCUUUAAAUUUAAACUGGUUCUCUGAAAUUUUUCUUUUCCUCCCAUUAUUAUGCUUUCCACUAACUCCGUCUCAUAGAAAAUAAACCAUUGGGCGAAUUGUAAUUGGAGUGAUUCCCUUAAAAAGGUCAGUCUUUUUUACCCUGAAACCCAUCUCAUUUGUUUUGAUAAAGAAAUCAUGAACCAGUUUACUACUAGUUUUAGAGUGAGAAAGAAAUGGAAGUUAACUAGGGUUUUGAUGACCCAUACCAGUAUUUAUUACUACUCAACAAUUGGAAUAUGUACUGUUGAGUAUUUAUUUCGAACCCAAUUGAUUGGGGAAGAUGUAAUGGCUGAAAUGAAACAUAAAGAAAGAUUGUAGUAUUAUGACAUCACAUUGUAACAACUUUUGCUCCUAUCUCAACUACUACUACCAUUAGUCCUAUAUAAAGGGAGUAAUGGUAUUCGUAGUAGAUCAAGUAUGAGCCAAAUGGAGUGUGAUGCUGAUGAGAUUGAGAAGAAGCUGAAAUGGUCUCAACUAGAGACACUCCCAACCCAUGACAGAUUAAGAACUGGCUUACUAAAAAGAGUGGGGAAAGAUGGUGAAGAAAUUGGUUAUGAAAUGGUUGAUGUGACAAAAUUAAGUCAAGAGGAUAAGAAGCUACUCAUGACAAGCAUUGUUAAGGCUGUUGAUAAAGACAAUGAUAGUUUUCUUCGCAGAUGUAGACACCGCUUAGACAGGGUUGGAAUUGAGAUUCCUAAAGUUGAAGUGAGGUUUGAGCAUUUAUCAGUACAAGGAGAUACUUAUGUUGGAAGCAGGGCACUUCCUACUCUACCAAAUUCCAUCUUGAAUGCAUUAGAGGCAAUUCUUGGAUUUGUUCGACUAUCUAAAUCUAAGAAACAAGUUAACAAGAUACUCUUUGACUUGAGCGGAAUAUUGAGACCAUCUAAGAUUACAUUGCUACUUGGGCCCCCAGGUUCUGGAAAAACAACACUUUGGAAAGCGCUUUCAGGGAUGCUCGAUAAGGAGCUCAAGGUUACUGGGAAAGUCACCUACUGUGGCCACGAGUUAUCAGAAAUCAUUCCACAAAGAACAUCUGCUUACAUCAGCCAUCAUGAUCUUCACAGCAGUGAGAUGACUGUCCGAGAAACAUUGGAUUUCUCUGGACGUUGCAUGGGGGUUGGGAGCAGAUUUGAUGUGCUGUUGGAGUUGUCGAGACGAGAAAAGGAGGCAGGAGUUAUACCAGAUUUUGAUAUCGAUGCGUUCAUGAAAGCCACGGGGGUAGCAGGCAAGAGAACCAGUUUACUUACAGAUUAUAUUCUCAAGAUGCUUGGAUUGGAUGUUUGUGAAAAUAUAAAGGUGGGUAACGAGAUGAUACGAGGAAUUUCUGGCGGAGAAAAGAAGCGUCUUACUACUGGAGAGAUGUUGGUCGGACCAACAAAAGUAUUCUUCAUGGAUGAAAUAUCAACUGGACUUGACAGUUCGACCACUUUCCAAGUUGCUAAAUAUCUCAAACAAAUGGUUCAUAUAUUUGAUGUAACCAUGAUGAUCUCUCUUCUGCAGCCUGCACCUGAAACAUUUGAGCUUUUUGAUGACAUUAUUCUACUUUCGGAAGGUCAAAUUAUCUAUCACGGUCCACGAGAUAAAAUCCUCAAAUUCUUUGAACACAUGGGUUUCAAAUGCCCGGAAAGGAAAGGAGUUGCAGAUUUCCUACAAGAGGUAACAUCCAGUAAGGAUCAAGAACAAUACUGGUUUAGCAAGAAUCAACCUUACAGAUAUGUCUUGGUGGAUCAGUUUGUGGAAUCCUUCCACUCUUAUCAACUUGGUCGGCAGCUUUCUGAAGAUCUCACCGUUCCUUAUGAUAAAAGAAAAGUUCAUCCUGCUGCUUUAGUGACAGAGAAGUAUGGUUUAUCCAAAUGGGAACUCUUUAAGGCAUGUUUUUCAAGGGAGGUGCUGCUGAUGAAACGAAACUCUUUCAUCUAUGUCUUCAAGAUCACCCAGAUAACAGUUAUGUCGCUGCUUUGCCUGACAGUCUUCAUAAAAAAGGAAAUGAAGCAUGGACACAUUGAGGAUGGGGGAAGAUUUUACGGUGCAUUGUUGUUUGGUUUGAUUAAUGUAAUGUUCAACGGGAUGGCCGAGUUGGCGAUGAUUGCUUUAAGGCUCCCCGUGUUCUUUAAACAGAGAGAUAUGCUGUUAUACCCAGGGUGGGCUGUUGGGUUGCCACUCUGGCUCCUUGGGAUUCCCCAAUCAGUUGUGGAAUCAGGGAUCUGGGUAGUUCUUUCAUACUUCUCUAUCGGGUUUGCUCCUGAUGCAGUCAGGUGUUUCCGUCAGUUUUUGGCCUAUUUCUGUGUACAUCAAAUGUCCAUGUCCCUUUUUCGGUUAAUUUCAAUAGCUGGAAGAACAGAGGUCAUUGCAAACAUGUUAGCUACAUUUGUUAUGACAACUUUAUUUGUGCUUGGAGGAUUUAUCAUUUCCAAAGAUGACCUCGGGCCGUGGAUGAAGUGGAGCUACUUUGUCUCUCCUUUAAUGUAUGGGCAGAAUGCCGUAGCAAUUAAUGAAUUUCUUGAUAAAAGAUGGAGCACUCCCAUAAUUGACCCAACUCAGCCAAACAAUCCUCAAAUAACAGUAGGAAAGUUCCUCCUGAGGUCUAAAGGGAUGUUCACAGAAGAGUAUUGGUAUUGGAUAUGUAUUGCAGCACUACUCGGAUUUUCCCUUCUAUUCAAUGUUUGUUUUAUCACAGCAUUGGCGUAUUUGAAUCCUUGGGGUGACUCAAAAUCUUCCAUGAAGGACGAGCACACUACUGCUGAAAGGGGUAACAAGCUUAAUUCUUCACCACAUGAAGCUGAAUGUAGACCAAAUGACCCCAUAUUUGAAGGUAUCGAGAUUGGGGUGAGGAAAGAUGCCCAGAGGGGAUGCUCAAGCGGUGUUGUGGACCACACACCUAUAAAGGGAAUGGUUUUACCUUUCAAACCUCUUUCAUUGGUGUUCAACCAUGUGAAUUACUCUGUUGAUAUGCCAGCAGAAAUAAGGAGCCAAGGAAUCAAAGAAAGCCGCCUCCAAUUGCUUCGAGAUGUCAGUGGUGCUUUUAGACCAGGCGUUCUGACAGCAUUAGUUGGAAUAAGUGGUGCUGGAAAGACUACCUUGAUGGAUGUUUUAGCAGGAAGGAAAACUGGAGGCUACAUCGAAGGGAACAUCAAUGUUUCUGGCUACCCAAAGAACCAAACUACAUUUGCUAGGGUUAUCGGCUAUUGUGAACAAAAUGAUAUCCAUUCACCACGUGUCACUGUGUACGAGUCUCUCUUGUACUCAGCCUGGUUACGUCUUCCUCGUGAUGUAUAUAAUGAAGCACGAAAGAUGUUUGUGGAGGAAGUAAUGGACUUGGUUGAGCUUAAGUCCUUAAGGAAUGCUCUAGUCGGACUUCCAGGAGUUGAUGGUCUUUCAACUGAACAAAGAAAGCGGCUUACAAUAGCUGUAGAAUUAGUUUCUAAUCCGUCCAUUAUCUUCAUGGACGAGCCUACAUCAGGUCUUGAUGCUAGAGCUGCAGCUAUUGUUAUGCGAACAGUGAGAAAUACAGUAGAUACAGGAAGAACUGUUGUCUGCACGAUCCACCAGCCAAGCAUAGAUAUUUUUGAAGCAUUUGAUGAGCUAUUGUUGAUGAAGAGAGGAGGUCAAGUAAUUUACAGUGGACCUAUUGGUCAUCAUUCUGACGAGCUUAUACAGUAUUUUGAAGCUAUUCCUGAGGUUCCCAAGAUAAGAGAAGGUUACAAUCCUGCUACAUGGGUGCUCGAGGUUACUGGCUAUUCAGUUGAGGUUGAAUUGGAUAUAGAUUUUGCAGAAGCUUAUGCUCGUUCUGGCCUGUAUCAGAAGAAUCAGGACCUUAUUGAAGAACUAAGCACUCGAUCACCAGGUUCCCAAGAUAUCUACUUUCCUUCCAAAUAUUCACAGAGCUUUACAGUUCAAUUUAUCGCUUGUUUUUGGAAACAACACUGGUCAUACUGGAGGAACUCGCAGUACAAUGGAAUCAGAUUCAUUGUGACAAUAUUGACUGGUCUUAUGUUUGGUGUUAUCUUUUGGAACAAAGGCGAGCAGACAAGCACACAGCAAGAUAUACAGAGACUGAUGGGAGCUAUGUAUUCUGCUAUACUUUUCCUUGGAGCCACCAAUGCUAUUGCAGUGCAACCUAUCGUGGCAAUCGAGAGAACAGUUUUCUAUCGUGAAAGAGCAGUUAAAAUGUACUCAGAAUUACCAUAUGCAUUUGCUCAGGUGGCAAUUGAGACAGUUUACUUGGCCAUUCAAACCCUUGUUUACUCUAUUCUAUUCUACUCUAUGAUGGGAUUCCAUUGGCAAGUGGGCAAGUUCUUGUGGUUCUACUACUUUAUGUUCACGUCCUUUCUCUACAUUGUAAUGUUUGGAAUGAUGAUGGUAGCACUGACUCCAUUACCACAAUUGGCUACCAUUUGUACGGCCACUUUUCUGACCAUUUGGAAUUUGUUUGGAGGCUUCCUCAUCCCAAGAAUGCAACUGCCAAUAUGGUGCAGGUGGUACUAUUGGGCUAAUCCUUUUGCAUGGACACUUUACGGCGUAGUAACGUGCCUAGUGGGUGACAAAAAUACUCCAGUCCAGAUAACUGGGCAGGCAAAUGAAAUGAUGCUGAAGAGAUUCUUGAAGGAGUUCCUAGGCUUUGAACAUGAAUUUCUUGGAUACGUUGCACUGGCGCACCUUGGAUUUGUUCUGCUGUUCUUUUUCAUCUUUGCAUAUGGUAUCAAAUUUCUGAACUUCCAAAAACGGUAACUGAUAGUUUUUCUGUUUAAAAGGAUAUAAUUUGAGUGCACAAUAUGCUUGAAUUAUAAGUUCGUGCUUGAAUAAAAUCUAAACUUUGCUUCAUGAAAAAAGUGUCCAAAUGUGCUCCCCAUAUUUCCCAAUUUUUUUUUGCGGACGAAGCUUUAUUUAUCCUGGCUAGUUUAGAGCUUGCACGGCUUAUUACUAGAAGACAAAAGAAGACAUUUGGAAGUAAAAUGGAAAAUUCCUUGGCCAAUUUUUUUUUUAAUGGUCAAUUUAUUCCUGAUUAAUUAAUGUCAA